Zea mays is the source of this 288-nucleotide messenger RNA. RefSeq lists its product as uncharacterized. Bases 1 to 288 code for a protein of 95 amino acids. The record is from RefSeq and is a predicted model, not a curated record. NCBI's taxonomy places the organism in Eukaryota, Viridiplantae, Streptophyta, Magnoliopsida, Poales, Poaceae. The transcript has 2 exons.
AUGACUAGCGAGCUAGCAAGUGGAUGCGGUCCUUUGUCCAGGACGGAAUACGCGUGUCUCCUGGAUGGCCGGCCCCACGGUGUAGGUCGUGUUGCGCUUGGCCUGGUUGCUUCGCUGCUCGCGGGUCCCUUUCGCUUGCUUUGCACGGGCUGCUACGUGAAGCGGCUUCCAUUUGCGCUUUUGUUUACUAGAAAAAGAGGCGCGCUUCGCGGCGCUUUACCAUGGGAAACUCAAGCAUGCCAGACUAAUCUAACUCAGCAAAGCACGUCACAGUUUGCUGCAAUGUAG